GUUCAUAAUGACCUCGCAAUCAGAGCACGAUGUAUUCUUAAGCUUUCGAGGAGAGGAUACUCGCAAUAAUUUUGCAGUUCAUCUUUACCAAGCUUUGGAUCGAAAUGGAAUCAACCCUUAUAAAGAUGACAAGGAGUUGAGAAAAGGUGAAGAAAUUUCACCAGCACUUUUAAUGGCCAUUGAAGAGUCAAAGAUUUCGAUCGUUAUAUUUUCUGAAAACUAUGCGUCAUCUACAUGGUGUUUGGAUGAGCUGGUGAAGAUCCUAGAGUGUAAAGAAUCAAAGCAACAGGUGGUUCUAGUUGUGUAUUACAAACUCGAGCCAUCGACAGUACGACACCAAGAAUAUAGUUUUAAAGAUGCGUUGGCUAAACAUGAAGAAAAGUUCAAGGAUGAUGCUAAAGUUCAAAGGUGGAAGACUGCCUUAAAUCAAGUUCCUAAGCUAUGUGGUUUUCAUUUGAAGAUCAACCAAGACGAAUAUGAGUUUAUUGAAGAAAUUGUUCAAGAGGUCUCAACAAGCUUACCAAAUCGUUUUGACUUGAAUGUUGCCGAGAAUCCGGUGGCAAUACAGUCUCAUGUAAAUUAUGUUAUUAAGACGUUUUUAUGUAUUGAGGAGAAUGACACACGCAUGAUAGGGAUUUUCGGCAGUGGUGGAAUUGGUAAAACAACUAUUGCAAAAGAGAUGUAUAACCUCAUUGCUAAGAAGUUUAAAGACCGUUGUUUUCUUGCUGAUGUUAGAGAAUCUUCAAAACAAAAUCAAGGCCGUCUCGGACAGUUGCAAGAGAAAAUUCUUUCUAACAUUCAUUCUAGGAUAAGGGUUGAUGAUGAUCAUCAAGGAAUGGAAUUGAUAAGGAAUAGACUUUGCCAUAAAAAAUUAUUUUGGUUCUCGAUGAUGUUGAUCAUUUGGACCAAUUAA
Molecule: messenger RNA, 913 nt
Organism: Juglans regia (Persian walnut)
Lineage: Eukaryota; Viridiplantae; Streptophyta; Magnoliopsida; Fagales; Juglandaceae
Product: disease resistance protein RPV1-like
Exons: 2
Coding region: 8-913 (301 amino acids)
Biological process (GO): signal transduction; defense response
Molecular function (GO): ADP binding
Source: RefSeq, a predicted model, not a curated record